Molecule: messenger RNA, 330 nt
Organism: Peronospora belbahrii
Lineage: Eukaryota; Oomycota; Peronosporomycetes; Peronosporales; Peronosporaceae
Source: the annotation of a GenBank genome assembly
AUGACGAAGUUGAAGAGUAAACCACGCACGUUCGCGCGCUUUUCUGAGCUCAUGUCGUCUGCAUGUGCCAUUCGAAAAGGCAACCGCGCCGCCUAUGGUGUCCACCCGACGACUGUGGAGGGACCACUACGUGUCGGACAGAGCCGUGUGGCGUCUUUAUCCCAAAGAUGUAACCCUGGAAACAUGUCGACAAGUUACCCAAUUGCUCUUGAAAUGGUAUUGCCAGCUGCCAACUGCCAGCUGCGGUCACAGGAGGCGUUGCUCGAUAGAGCAGACCAACGAGAUAUCGCUGCAGACACUGCGCAGUGGCGUGCGAGGAAUUCUUGCUAA